AUGGGCAUGUCCCUCUCAAUGCAAAAGUUCCUCGCCACGCCCUUAGCCGCGCAAUGGAAGUUCCCGUUUGUCGUGAACCCGCGCUUCUGUCGGCGGCGCGUCACGACGUUUGAGCUCACCGACAACUUCUGGGCGCACGCAGUGGACGCCAACGGUUAUGCCGUGCGGGAGGUCACUUCCGGCCGCAUUGUGUUCCGCGUCGUGCCGGCCAUUGACGGCGAAGAAGCAGAUGGCUACACGAAGUGGCUGGUCGACGAGUACGGCAUUCCCGUCGCUCACUUGAGCCAUCGAGGCCUCGACCCGCACCACGCGCACACGAUGCGGUACGACGUGUGUCUCGGCAAGCGCCGCGGGCCGCUGUUAAAGGUGCUCACGACGUUUUACAUCAAGUGCUCGCCAGGCCGAGGCGAGCCGCUGUUUGCCGAGGUGGCGGACGUCCACACUGGCGGCAAAAGUCGGCUGCGGUGCCACGGCAUGUGGCGACAGCGCGCGGCUGUGCUGUACCUGGAACGAGGUCGGGGCGGACGACGGGAACCCAUUGCAAAGGUCUUUCGUCCAGCCAGUCAUCGCAUCACGACGCUCGGGAGCACUGGCGGGUACCACGUCGAGACGGCCAUUGGAGUUGACGUGGCGCUCGUUGUGCUCGUGUGUGCGGCGAUGGACGACGCCAGUGUACCUGUCCAUCGGCAGCUGUCGGGUGGCCACGAGACGGCCGACACAGCAAAGCACGAGAAAGUCGCAGGAGGGCAGCAGGACACGUAA
Messenger RNA from Hyaloperonospora brassicae, 762 nucleotides. Lineage: Eukaryota; Oomycota; Peronosporomycetes; Peronosporales; Peronosporaceae. The record is from the annotation of a GenBank genome assembly.